Messenger RNA from Cherax quadricarinatus, 5228 nucleotides. The record is from RefSeq and is a predicted model, not a curated record. Lineage: Eukaryota; Metazoa; Arthropoda; Malacostraca; Decapoda; Parastacidae.
GAAGGUAGCAGUUGAGGUGCAAUAAUAUGAGUUUGAGUUAAGGUUAAUUUUGUGGCCCCCGCAGUGUACUGUCCGUGCCUGAGAUCAGCCGGUACGUGGAAGGUGCGUGGCGGUGCGUGCGUGAGAACUACACCUGGCUCCUGCACCUGCGUCGUGUCCAGCCCGCCCUCUUUUGUGCAAUUGUGACAACGGUGCUGAGUGUUGGUGCUGUAGUGGGGCAUUUAGUGCCAGGGGCAGUUCUAGUGUAUAUAUUGCUCAUGAUAGUUAUGACUGCCCCAGGGAUCAUCAUUCAUGUUCUUCCUGAUUCCUUUUAUGAACGCAUCAACAGAAUUCGUGCUGCUCUUCGAGGAGAUGAUUCUGGCAUGGAAACUUCAAAUGUGUCUCUGGAUAGUGACAUCUCUGAAUUUAUGCCAGAACUGCAGUCUCUGGAAGCUCAAGCUGCUUUGGAUGUGCCUCUUAUGAGCCAAGAUCCCCCGGAAGUGGAAGAAAUUAUAGAGGAAGCUCAUCUGCGUAAAGAGGUGUCGCAAGAUAGCACUUCUAGAAAGAGAGCACCAAAAGGCAGCAAAGGUGCAAGCGAAGGAACGGCAGUCAGUCCAGGAUUUUCGCUCCCUCUUGCUGCAGGAGAGGAAAGCAGCACUACGUAUUUCACGAGUGGACUUCCUGAGGAUUUCCCAUCCUAUGAUCAUGAUAGUGUUGAAGAUCUGGAUGGGCCUGAUAUAGACCUGCCUGAGCUACCUCAUCCAGUGCCUGAACCUAGUCAAGAAAGGCAUGGAGCAGGAGACCGCUAUCAAAUGGAGUUUGUCUCCUCUCAUUUUGGGGAUAGUAGUGAUGAAGAUGAUGAUUUUAUUGAGGGUCUUGUGUUUGAAGAACGAAGUCAAGUAAGACCUGAGCAUCGACCCCCACAAAGUUUUCAACGUAGCGAAGCUGAACCUGCACCUACAAUGGACCCUAUAGGUCAGCUUAUGAGUAGUGUAAUAGCUCAAAAUGCAGGAAAUGUUUUAUCUGCUUUAGGGCAAAAUUUAGUUUCCUCUGUGAUAGGGCAAUCUGUAUCCAGUGCUCAGCCAACUCCCAUGGUCAGCCAACGGCAGCCCAGACGACAACAUGAGCCGCCUGCUAGAAUGACACGGUCACUUGAUCCGAACCAGCAGUCUACUACAGAUUUGGAAGAAGAUUUUGAGCUUAUUUCAGAUGAUGAAUGUCAGUGACUGAAUACUACUAAUGAGAGGCGCCAACAACUGCGAUAAAAAUAUUCAUAGUGUAUGAAAUCCCAUAUUUGAAUCUAAUAUUCUUUGUAUAAUUUUUGGAAAGCAAAGAAAUUUUGCAUUAAAAGAACCAUGAUUUGUUAUCUUCAUUCAUCUCAGUAUUUGCACAGUGCAGUAAUAAAUUUCCUGGUAUAUCAAAGUUAAGGCUGCCUUAAUACGUUUCUCAAUAAAUUGCCUUUUGCAAUGUCCGUUAAAACUUUGAGAGGUUUGGUAGUGGUGCAGUAAUGAAGAAACUGUAGUAGUAUCCUGUGGGUAUCAUCUUGUAGAAUAGAUUGUGGUUUAACUCAAUAAAAGUGUAGUAAAGAUAAGGUGUUCAUAAGUAAUAUUGUAAAGUCUUAGGGAAAACAAACUUGAAUACUUGUUCAGUGCCCACUUUAUAUACAUUACAGUAGUAUAUAUCUUAUGCCAUUUAGAUCUCAUUUGGGAAAUUUAGGUUUCUGUUCUUUAAUGAAUUAUCCCUCUGUAUUUUGACAAGUUUAGUUUUUACAUUCUGUUCAAAAUAUAAUAACUUACAAUAUAUAAAAAAAAAUGUUAGAUUUAAUUUUUUGUGCAGAAAUGAUUGGCAUUAAGAUAAUGUGUGACUUUGUGCCCAUAUGCAUUUUUUUUUUAUUUAAGAGUGGUCAUCACUUACUGUACCAAAAUGUUUUAAUAGGUUUAUCACCAAUUGGAAAUUACUUUUAAUAUAAGGGUUAUAUGAUUAGAGAGAAGGUAAAUCCUGCAUGGAUAGGAAAUAGGAGUGAAAGAGUCUGCAUGUUUUGGCUUCAUUCAGAGACCUUCUCCAGCAGAUGCUUUGCUGAACUUUCCACUCUCUCUUAUUUUCUGUCUAUGAACACUCUUCAUUUAAGAGCUGGCUGGUGUUGAGACCUUGGCUUUCUUGGUUUAUUUAAUGAAUUGCUGCUGACUAUUUUUUUUUGUUUUUACUUUUAGUUAAGCAGAAUAGUUAACACUAUUUUACCAGAUUUUCAGCAUAAUUUUCUUGAACUCUGGCAUUUUUCAGCUGAAAGCAACCUAAUACCAAGUGCUGCUAUCUUGUCACCUUAAACUGGUAAAUGUAUUCAAUAAAGAUAGCAAAUAGUGGUAUUUUCCCAUUUUUGGAUUUUUUUUUUUUAAAACUAGUCUCGUAAUUUCAUCUGGAUUAAGAGGUGCCACAGCAUCUGUUGCUGGAAAAUCAGUGUUUUACCUGGAUGGGAAACUUGCUCUAUUAGAAACUUUAAAAAUUAAAAUUAUGGCAAAUCUAGUAUAAAGACUGGACAUUACAAGCAUAAACUACUAUAACUACAAGUAGGUAAAUACUUACUGAAGAUUAGAUACAAGUAUUUAUAAAUUGGUGGUUUUUUCCUUCCUACUCCAUGUAGUGGUACACACUCAAAAAUGCUUUGUAUCCAUAGUCUGAUUGGCAAGCAAUGGUUUACUAUUUGACUAUUAUGAGAGCAGUUCAUGGGAAUUAUUAAUUUAGCUGGAAUUAGUUGUUAAUUUUUAAUUAAGCAUAAGUAAAAUUUUUAGGUGGUGUAGUAGAAGUUGCACAGUACUGUGCAUUAAUAAUUUGUUCUCGGUACAGUAUUUUGUAAAAAAAAAAUUACCAGAUAAUUUUAAUGUUAAAAAUAAAUAUUUGAUAGAUAUGUACAACAUAAAAUAAUUAUCCCUUGUUACUUGCAGGGAAUGAAUUUGCAGUUAGUUAAUAUCAAAAUCACAAAUAAUAUUGCAUUGACUUGUUUUGUACAAAGGAUUUUUUCAUAUACAAUUGACCUAACCAUCCCUGAUUUUGUCUUGUUGACAAGGCAGGUUACAGGGAAGCCUGACCUAGUGCUGGGCUAGGAGGGUACAAGAGCCCUCAAAACCAGCUAGGAAGCAUAUACCAGGUACAUUCAAUGACUCAUAAGUAGAUAUGACAGGGGUAAGUCAUGUCAGUUGGUUGAAAGUUAAGAGGCAGGACCAAGAGUUAAGAGCUCACCCCCCUGUAAACUCGAAUAGAUAGUACAUGCCAAAUGCUGGUGGCUCUGCAUGGGCUUUAUACAUACAUGUAUCCUACUGAUAGAAAAACAAGGUCAGUGAAUUAAAAUUACUGUGUAAUGAAUUUGUUCAUUGUGAAUUGGUUAAUGAACUAGAUAGUGUAUGUUUAAUUUACCAGUAUCUGCUGUAUGUUGCAGUUAAAUUAUGUUACUUUGCAUCAUUCUGUGAUAUGUAGUCAAUAACUUAUGAAAAGUUGAAAUUUCAACAUUGUACUUGCUGGAUGGCAAAAAUACUGAAUAGGUUAGUCUGUUGAGAGAUUAAAAGCAUGCAUAUUGGUUUGGAAGGCUUCAGAACCAAUUUUGCACCUUAUUUAAAUAAGUUGUUUGCUAGUGUAACCAAAUUUUUUUUUGCCCAUGUAGGUAGUUAAUUGAGACUUUCUUUGUAUUUUUUUUAAUUUGUAUUGUACAUACAUUUCAAAACUACAAGGAUUAUUAGGUAUGUAAGUGAAAUUGACGAGUGAUGUGCCAUUACUUCUGAGUAUGUCUAUAUACAUAUUGUGUAUACAAUACAUAUAAGGUUGUAAAAGAAGAGACUGCUAGGGUGUUGGGAAGAGGUGUAGGAUUAACAGAUAAUGAAUCAGAUUCAAAGUGGGAGUUGGCACAAUUGCUCUUUGCUGAUGACUGUUCUUUUGGGAGAUACUGAAGAAAAGUUGCAAAUGGCAGAAUUUAGGCCUCCAGACAGGUUGCAAAGCUGCAAGGAAACACCACAAAAGCUCGAACUAUUGUUUCAAGAGGGCUGCAAAACCAUUUUUCUUUACCACAUAGGUCAUUUCUCACCAAGGUAGGAUGACCUAAAGGAAAUACAUUUGUCACAGUUUAAAUAACUCCCUAAACCACAUCACUUUUACAUGAAUCUAGGUAGGACAUACAAAGACAGACACGCACUACAAGAGCAGGAUCCAGAAGAAGAGGACAAGUCUCAAAUUCAGUAAGGUAAUUAUACACACACUAUUAUAAACAUCUUUUAAGAUGACAGAAUUGGUGGUCAACAAGGAUUUUUGUUUCUUUUACAUGUAUGUUGUAGAUGUAAGUACAGUAAUAGAUAAAAUGACCGAAUUGAUUAUGGUAUUUAAUCACAAAACCGUAAUAUUUAGGUACUUUCAAUACUUUUAUGAAAUUGAUUUAGAAAUUGAAGUAUUUAUCUAAGCUGGGAUUUUUUCCCACUCUACUUCUUGGCAACAUUGUGAAGGCUCAAAAGACCACACGUAUACCAAUACAGAUACUCUCAAAACAACUUUGCUUCAACUGAUAGUUGAGGUGCAGCUUUUUUCUAUGUAUAACAUAUGGUAAGCAGCAUACCAUAGAAAGAUAAACAGGCUUUCAUUUGUUCUAAAUAUUUAUUAAGGGUAGGUUGCACUUGUAUAUUAAUUUAUUUGCAAAGCCCUAAGAUGAGAGAAUUCAUUGAUAUAACUGUGUUUCUAUGUUUAAUUAUUAUUUAUGUACAAGGAUAUAUGUAUUUUGUAAUUUUUAGGGGAGGGGGAAAGGUUCAGCUAAUGAAUUUUCACGUGGCACCAGUUGUAGCAUUUUGAAUGAGAGUAAAUUUUAUCAAUACAUUUACCAGUAGCUUAAGUUUUCUUCCUGUCUUCCAAGUUUAGUUAUUAUUAAUUACAUAAAUGUUAUUAUAGACUGCUUAAAAUAAGAACAGUAGUGAUAUUGUAAUUAUCAUGAUUAGACAGGAGUUAAGUCAACCUGUCCAUUUGUCAAAGUCAGUACACCUCUUCCCCUCCUAUUACUUAGUAUUAUUCAGUUUAGACUGUAUACUUUUACAGUUGAGGCUGUAUAUUGUGAUAUUUAUUACGUUUUAUAUGGUAUGUCGAUAACAUGGGUUUUGAUAAAAUUAAAAUUAUCAUUAUCCCUUGUAAUAGGGUAGUGCUACCAAAUCAUAUUUUAGUUAUAAUGCACCAUGUAUACACUAAUAAUGUAUUACAGUAUUGUGAAAUAAAUAUUUUGCAUCUUU